Messenger RNA from Trichomycterus rosablanca, 4427 nucleotides. RefSeq names its product zinc finger protein 536 (gene znf536). The record is from RefSeq and is a predicted model, not a curated record. The transcript has 7 exons. Gene Ontology annotation, biological process: regulation of DNA-templated transcription. Lineage: Eukaryota; Metazoa; Chordata; Actinopteri; Siluriformes; Trichomycteridae. Bases 187 to 4320 code for a protein of 1377 amino acids. Gene Ontology annotation, cellular component: nucleus. Gene Ontology annotation, molecular function: DNA-binding transcription factor activity, RNA polymerase II-specific; RNA polymerase II cis-regulatory region sequence-specific DNA binding.
GACACUUCUCUGCUAAGGAUCUUCUUUUGGAAAUCUUCUUCCGACAAUCUACUAGAAGUCUUUCGGAUCAAGAGUAAAGACUUCCCUGUGCUCAGCGCGUUGUGCUUCACGCACCUGGUGGCGUGGCGUGCCACGGCAUCUUCAUCCUCACAGGUCCCAGACCAGUAUGCAGGUAGAGUGAUCAGGAUGGAAGACUCUAGUUUGUGCCUUGGUGUGUCCUCAGCGGUCCCAGAUACCGACAUCCAUAUCAGCAGCGCUGUGCUUAAUGGCCGCUAUCCGAUCAGUCAGAAACUGCAUCAGCUGACUGCCCAGCUCGGCCAUGCCUUCCCUGACCUACAGAGCCGCCAACCCAUCCCAGAGGAAAAGGCUGCCACGCCGCUGGACGAAAAAACACACGCCUCUCUCGCGAGUCAGCCAAUAAGCAGCCAGAUGGCUCUGCUAGCCAACCAACUCAACCGUAACAUGGACGCGAGCGCCCUGAGCGGUCUCAACGGUCGCGUGGACCUGCAGCAGUUCCUCAACGGGCAAAACUUGGGAAUCAUGUCCCAGAUGAACGACAUAGAAGACGACGCCCGCAAGAACCGCAAGUACCCCUGCCCGCUGUGUGGGAAACGAUUCCGAUUCAACAGUAUCCUCUCCCUGCACAUGCGCACCCACACUGGAGAGAAGCCCUUCAAAUGCCCCUAUUGCGAUCACAGGGCGGCCCAGAAGGGCAACCUCAAGAUUCACCUCCGCACGCACAAGCUGGGAAAUCUCGGCAAGGGUCGCGGGCGCGUACGCGAAGAGAACAGACUCCUUCACGAGCUGGAAGAGCGAGCCAUCCUGCGCGAUAAGCAGAUGAGGAGCAGCUUACUGCAGCCCUCACAGUCCAUCACACCACAACUCGGUCUGCAGAGCCCAAACCAACAACAGCCCAGCUCUGCGUGCGGUCUCCUGACCCCCACGACUCUCGGAGGCACCCCCGACGGACCCGCGCAGCCGUCUUCCUCGCCCAAGCCAGCCGGCACCACCCAACAAGACGAACAGGCGCUCAACCCGGCCCAGGGGUUCCGUUGCACCUUCUGCAAGGGCAAAUUCAAGAAGCGCGAGGAGCUGGAGCGCCACAUUCGCAUCCUUCACAAACCCUACAAGUGCACCCUGUGCGAAUUUGCCUCCUCCCAGGAAGAGGAUCUGAUCAGCCACGUCGAAAAGGCCCACAUCACCGCGGAGUCCGGACAAGGCCAGGGCACGGGAACCGGCACCGGAGAAAAACCCGCCAACGAGUUCCGAUGCGAGGUGUGCGGCCAGGUCUUCAGCCAGGCUUGGUUCUUGAAGGGUCACAUGCGCAAGCACAAGGACUCGUUCGAACACUGCUGCCAGAUUUGCGGACGCCGCUUCAAGGAGCCGUGGUUCCUCAAGAACCACAUGAAGGUGCAUCUCAACAAGCUAGCCAUCAAAAGCAAGCCGACUAUCGGAGGUGGCGCCGACCAGGACAGACCCUCCAUGAACAGCAUAAGCAGCUUAGCCCAAGAGGCUCAUGCCAACCUGUAUUCACGGUACAUCUCCUGCCUGCAAGGUGGUUUCCUCAAUCCCGAAAAGCAAACCCUGGCAGAACAACACCAGAUGCUGGCCAAGGCUGGCAUAGCCAUGAAGGAAAAAGAGAUGCUCGGAAAGCUCUUGGGACCAGUGGCUGGCAUGAGCCAUGCCCUGGGAGAGAAUGAGAAGCGUUCGCUCUUGGGUUGCCUCAACCUGGUGCCUCCUCUUAAGUCUAGCUGCAUGGAGCGCUUACAAGCGGCGGCCAAGGUGGCGGAAAUGGACCCGCUUAAUAGCUACCAGGCCUGGCAGAUCAUGGCACGCAGCAUGGCUGUCGAGCGCUCCUUCAUGCCGAAAGAGCAGUACCACGGUGCCCACGGGCAGGAAGAAGAAAUGGCCAACGCUGCCGGGAUGGCGCAUUUCGGGAAAGACAAGCAAGAGCACUCUCUCGAUUCGAACGACGGGUUCAAGCAGAAAAACCACUCCGACGCCCUGCACAGGAUAAGACCCGGCGGAGGCAUAAUGCCCAUCAAGGAGGAAACCGGAGGCUUCGAUGUGAGUCACCGUGAGUUCCUGCCUCACCAUGGAGGUCUGGGUCUCGGUCAAGGGCUCGAAUACAGCCUGGCCAGCAUUAAAGACAAGCCCAGUGAGUGCCCCGAUUGUGGUAGGGUGUUCAGAACCUACCAUCAGAUGGUGGUUCACUCCAGGGUUCAUAACAAAGACCGUCGUCCAGAGGAAGGCCUCCAGCACGUCCUCGACGAGAGGCGCGGUUCAGCCAGUGACCCCGAGUCUCAGUCCAUCAGCCGCUCGACCACCCCGGGUUCGUCCAACGUGACCGAAGAGAGCGGAGCCGGAGGAGGACACUCCCAGUCCGGGAGUGUCCAGGAUGACAGCCCUCAUCCUUCUUCUCCAUCUUCAGACGUUGGGGACGAGAUGGCGAAAACACCGAGUGUCGCCCCACCUCCCUCCACCCAGCAUCGGGAGAGGAGUGUAGGAUCGGCCAUGAAGGACUGUCCCUACUGUGGCAAGUCCUUCCGCACCUCCCACCACCUGAAAGUCCAUCUGAGAAUACACACAGGUGAGAAGCCCUACAGAUGCCCACACUGCGACUAUGCCGGUACCCAAUCGGCCUCCCUCAAAUACCAUCUCGAGCGCCACCACCGUGAGCGUCAGAACGGCAAUGCCCCCUCAGCGAACCACCCCCUAUCGACCGAUCACAAAGACGAUCACAGCAAGACCAACACCGGCAGUGCCGUCUUCGCCCGGCCCGACGUCCUGCGUGGCGUCUUCAAAGGCAUGAUGCCCGCCAGCCUUGACUUCAGAGGAGGCCAGAUGCUCACACAAUGGGCCACCCCUGCAAUGCUCUCCCCAAGAGAAAGAGAACGUGAGAGGGAGCGAGAGCGAGAGCGCCACGGGAUAGGGGCAGAAUCCAGCUCUGAGAGCAUUAAGAGCCCUGAAGGACCAGCCACUGGAGGGGAGAGUCCAGCCAGUUUUUCUGACCUGGGAAGGGCCUACCAGAGCAUGAUGGGAAAUGGAGUCAACUUCCAAGGCUCCCUCCAGGCCUUUAUGGAUAGCUUUGUGCCAAGUUCUAUUAAAAAUGAGAAGGAAAUGCAUGGUCAGCACUUUAGCCUGGAGGGUGCAGAGCACAAGAUCAAGAGGGCCAUCGAAGGAAACAACGAAGAGAAUUCCCCUGACGCUAAACCGACAGAAGGAGGCCGAUCCCAGUAUGAGCCUCUUGAUCUGUCAGUUAGGCCUGAUGCGGCAACCCUUCCUGGGACAUCUGUCACCAUUCAGGACAACAUAGCCUGGCAUGCAUGCCUGUUCUGCUCUUUCACCACGGCAUCCGUGGAGUUGAUGGCUCUUCAUCUGCAAGCCAACCACAUGGGUAAAGCCAAGCAGGGUCAAGGGAAAGACAUUAAAGAUCACCUCAUGGGGGAGCCUUUCCACACAAGCAAUGCCUCUGGUUUAGCAAACACCUCAGGCCUGUUCCACCUGCCUGAAGGCCCCUCCUCCAAGGAGCGAGAGUUCGAAUCUGGAGAUUUGAAAAACCAACCCAGUUGGCUCAACCACAUGGAGCCGAACCCACGUGGAGUCUCUAUGCCGGCGUUUUCCAGUGACUUCUACAAACCCUUCAGCCCUAUGUAUGAUGGCUCCUCCAGGGGUCCUGCUGGAUUUAUGGACCAGCAAGAUAACCAGUCUGGUCAAGUAAGCGGUCAGGAUGAGCUUUCCGACAAGGCCUCCUUCGCUGAAAUGGAGGCAUCUGACGAGCGAACAAACCAGUCUGAAGAUGACGAAGCAGGUCAAGAGGAGCAGUCUUCCAACCCUGCUUCCACAGAGCCGCAGAUGCACUCUGACGAUGAAGAUCAGGUAGCAGAUGACGAUGAAGAUAUGGAAGUAAGAGACAUGGACGACGAAGACCUCGUGUCCGUUCAAAGGCACCCCGACUCCCCCUUGUCUAGAAAGGAUCUUCAAAGAGCAAAGAUGUCUAUGGGGAGCCAAAGGCUUGGUCCAUCUCCUCCUCAUCCACCGAUCCUAGAGAAGCAGUGGCAGCAGCAAGGUCUCAUGUCCCCAGUCGGUGGCCCUCCAGGGCUGGAGCACCAGAUGAACAUGUUCUCGGUCCUACGCGCGUACAGCUCCGAAAGCUUAGCCGCCUUCAACGGGGGUUUGCCCAGUGGCUCCAACGGAGGUGGUGGAACCAACUCCAGCAUGAAGAGAACUGAUCCCACUGUUCAUCUGUGGGCGGAAGGAGAAGCUUCCCGAAGGCUAACAGACUCCGAGAUGCAGAACGCCCCGCUUAUCAGAGACUGACUCGCGUCGGCCAGGAUCGGCUGCAAGAAGCAGGAGGAGAAGGAGGUGAAGGAUGGCGACGAUAAGAAGACGCGAUCGCGACAGCGGUCGGGAUGGAUCGGAACACA